This is a messenger RNA of Myxocyprinus asiaticus (Chinese sucker), 3240 nucleotides long. RefSeq names its product cyclin-dependent kinase 10 (gene cdk10). Gene Ontology annotation, cellular component: nucleus. Lineage: Eukaryota; Metazoa; Chordata; Actinopteri; Cypriniformes; Catostomidae. The coding region runs from base 513 to 1028 and encodes 171 amino acids. Gene Ontology annotation, molecular function: cyclin-dependent protein serine/threonine kinase activity; ATP binding. Gene Ontology annotation, biological process: protein phosphorylation; regulation of mitotic cell cycle. The record is from RefSeq and is a predicted model, not a curated record. The transcript is spliced from 10 exons.
CUGUCAGGACAUAGAAUCCAUUGCAUGAAGCUGAAGCUGUCGCUGCUUUCUCUGUGUUACCGAUAGUAUAACUGUUGAAACUGAUGAGAUAUUGAGAUGUAUUGAAACUGAGGAGAGAAUAUUCAUACCGGAGGGACUUACAGAGGGAUUCAUGUCGUUGCGUGGUGGGGAAUGGGCUCUGCACCGAGGAAACAGGUGCCCCCAGUGCAGGAGCAGUCUCUCAGCAGUGAUUUUCCAACAUCAUCUUCAUCAUUAAAUGAUUCUCCUGCCCCACUAAUCAUAAUCACAGCGCCAUCUCGAGAGAACCUCUUCGAAAAUCCUUCUGGACUGAAAAUAGAGGAGGCGAAUAAAGAGCCGCGGCCCAGCAGAACUCCCGUGUAUGUUGGUCGAGGACGUUUUAUCACGGGCAAAGCCUGAUUUACCCAAGUGAAGUGUAUAGUUCUGCAGCUGCUUAAAGGACUGGCAUAUUUACAUCACAACUUCAUUCUUCACAGGAACAGAGUGUGUUCAUAAUGUGUGACACCUUAGUUCACAGCACUUCCAUUUCUUCAACAGCACAGAAUUUGAAGGUUUCCAAUCUGCUGAUCACAGACCAGGGCUGUGUUAAGAUAACUGAUUUUGGUCUGGCGUGUGUUUAUGGUAUCCCUGUACAGCCCAUGACUCCUCCGGUAGUGACACUGUGGUAUCGAGCUCCAGAGCUCCACCUAGGGACCAAGACACAGACCGCUGCCCUGGACAUGUGGGCUGUUGGCUGCAUCUUUGAUGAACUUCUAGCUCAUAAACCUCUUUUGGCCGGAGCCUCAGAGAUCCAGCAGCUGGAUCUGAUCAUACAGCUGCUGGGAAAGCCGAAUGAAAACAUCUGGCCGGGCUUCUCACAUCUGCCAUUGGUGGGGCAAUACAGUCUGAGGAAGCAGCCCUACAACAACUUAAAGAACAAGUUCACCUGGUUAUUGGAAUCCGGUCUGAGACUGCUCAACCUUCUGUUCAUGUACAGACACAGCGCAGAGCCACAGCUACAGACUGUUUAGAAAGUUCUUACUUCAAGGAAAAGCUCUUGCCCUGUGAACCAGAACUCAUGCCCACAUUCCCUCACCACCAAAACAAAUGUGCUGGUCCUGCCGCUGAAAGCCAGUCCCAACGAAGCAAAAUAUGAGACUAUUCUGCUGCCACAGUAACCAAUGUCAUCACAUGUAUGUUUUCCUGACUGUAAGAUAUUGUACAAUUUACUCUUAAACUUGAAACCUACAGACACUAGAUAAUAUUGUAAAUAGACCUAAAAUAUGUGUAAAUGUUGCUUAUGUUGGCUGAAGUACACAUUUUUGUACAAAGAUGAAGAUAAACCCUUUCUCCUGACAAUUUUUUCUGUUUGGAAUAUCCUGAAAACAUUCAAAGUUUAUUUCUGUACCACUAGCUCCACUGAACGGAACUUCAUAAAUAAUAAUCCCCAAUCUGCCAUUGGUCAUAAAACAGACAGUCCCGCCCCCAAUUUUUUUGCAAUUGGUUGAGCCAAUGUUGCUGGGUCGGGCUGGUUAGGAGGCUCAAACAAACAAUAGGAAUGGUUUGAUAGCACCACAGAGCCACUGUGUUUACACUUUUCAGGGAAAUCAACCUACCAAUUUCUUAAUUAUGGUUGUCUCUAUAAAUAUUAAUAGUAUGGUGGAUUGAUCCCACCUCAUAAAAAAAAAUAAAAAAAAUUAAAAAAAAAAGUCAUUCUGACUCACAUUGUGACUUCAUUUUUUGCAAUCGUGACUUUAAUACCUGUAAUCAUGUUCAUACACUGUAAAAUCAAAUUAGUUGACCUUAGAUGUUUUUAAGACAAUCGGUUAGAAUGCUUUAAGUAAACACUUAUUUGGCUGAAGUAGAUUUAACUUAAUUAUUUAAGUACAGUUAACUAGAUACAAGUAAACUGAACUCAUCUGUGAUUAAAGAAUGAUUGUUGUUAUUUAACUAUUUCAGUUGAGUUAUAGCACAUCUUAAACAAGCAAAAUUAUGAUUAGACUGUAAGUUAGCCAUAUGGCACAUUGGAUUCUACUCAUUACUAUUUAGUGCAAAUAAAUCUACACUUUUUGAAAGUAAAAUUGAGUAAAGGAGAUUGACUUGUGACUGAACAGUGGUAACACUUAUCACCCUAAUGGUGACUUCACAUAUAUCACAACUAUCAACCAGCUACAACAAAACAACAACAAUAGUCAGAAGAAUUAAAACUAAAUUAAUUUUUUAUAAUUAUUAUAUUUCUCCACAAGUUCCCUUGUCUUGACCAAGCGCAAGGGCUGAUAGGUAUUCCACACAGCUGCAAUUUUGUAUUUGAUCAUUUUGAGUUAACAGGACUCGAACCCAAAGUUUAAAGAAUGUAUUUUCAGUUAGGAUUCAAAAGUGACAUUUCAGGUAGUUUAAUUAGGACCACUCGAUUGAUUUUAUUUAUGACAACUUUAGGGUUUAGACUUAAUUAAAACUAGUAAGUAUAAUAAAAAAUUAAGCUUGUCAACAUUUUUUUUAAAUUUGAGAUAACUAUUAGUAUUUACAGUGUAUCUUGCAACUGCAGUUGUUGAGAUAGAAACAUGCAAUCAUGACUAUUAAAAUUGCAAGACAGCUUGGAACAGUCUGACCAUUCUUCUCUGACCUCUGUCAUUAACAAGGCAUUUUCAUCAACAGAACUGCUGCUCGCUGGAGGGUUUUUUGUUAUCACACCAUUCUCUUUACAAUGUAGAGACUGUUGCGUGUGCAAAUCCCACGAGUUCAACAGUUACAGAAAUACUCAAACCAGCCCAUCUGGCACCAACAAACAUGCCACGGUCCAAAUCACUGAGAUCAAAUUUUUUCCCCAUUCUGAUGGUUGAUGUGAACAUUAACUGAAGCUCCUGACCUGUACCUGCAUGAUUUUAUACAUUACGCUGCUGCCACACGAUCGGCUGAUUAGAUAAUCGCAUGAAUAAGUAGAUGUACAGGUGUACCUAUUAAAGUCGCCGGUGAGUGCAUAUUAAAAUCCUAAACAGAUCAGAAAUUAAUGACUACUAAAAUGACUAAGAAAAUAUGGAAAAUGAAACAUUUACCAUUUAAAAUAUAUAGUCAUGUAGCAUACCAGUUUGAGAACCACUGCUCUGAACAACUUUAAAUGUGCCAUGUAUAUGUUUGCAAAGAAAUAUUAGGCAGAAAUACUCUGAAUUCAAAUUGAAAAUGGUCUUUUAGACAAAAUCAAGAUGAGAACUUUAGGUUAAAAGUCUGUGGUCCUGAAUUUUUAUC